GGUGUCUCAAAAGGAGCACACAAAUUAGAGAAAUUUAAGAAAGCAAAACUAAAGAGAGAGAGAUAACAAGUUUUUCUUUUUCUUGUCUUCUCUCUUCCAAAUGGAAAACAAUAACAAAUCAGAAAGUGAUAAUGAGAUGGAAAUUGAUCUUAGGUUGAAGCUUGAUGCUAGAGAGGAAGAAAAUGAAGAAAACAAAAUUGGAGAACCAUCACAAUUGACUGAGAAAACACAAGCAAAAGAUCAAGAAAUACCAAAAAAUGACCAAGAGUUAUCGAUGCUAGAAAAGGAGAUGAAGAGGAUGAAAGAGGAGAACAAAGUAUUGAGGAUGGCAGUGGAGCAAACAAUGAAAGAUUACUAUGAUCUACAAGCAAAAUUCUCAGCUAUUCAUCAAAAUAAUCACAAGGAUCACAAAAAUUUUCUUUCAUUGAGUGGAAAUGAUGAUAGUACUACUAGUGAAGGACUAACUACAAGGGUUCCAAAAAUCUUGGAUAUUAUAAAUACUACUAAUAGAACUUCAUCACCAACAUCUCAUGAAGAUGAUACUAUGGAUGGUGAUCAAUUAGGGUUAUCUUUGACUUUGGUUAGUAGUAACAGCACCACAUCAAGCAAAUUAUUGGAAAUGCUAGAAGAAGAUCAAAGAAAGGAGAAAAAAGAAGACCAUCCUACAAUUACUCAUCAAAUUCAAAAUAAUAAAUCACAAAAUUUGGGAGGAUUAACAAGUCAUCAUGUCACUACUGCUUCACCACCAAACAGAAAAUCUAGGGUUUCCGUCCGGGCAAGAUGUGAAUCGGCUACAAUGAAUGAUGGCUGCCAAUGGAGGAAGUAUGGUCAGAAAAUUGCUAAAGGAAGUCCUAAUUGUCCUAGAGCUUACUACCGUUGCACGGUGGCGCCUGGUUGUCCCGUCAGAAAGCAGGUGCAAAGAUGUUUGGAGGACAUGUCAAUAUUGAUCACAACAUAUGAAGGAACACAUAAUCAUCCACUUCCAGUAGGUGCAACAGCAAUGGCAUCAACAGCAUCAGCAGCAGCUUCAUUCAUGUUAGUGGAUUCAAGUAUUAGCCCUCUUCUUAACAAUCCCAAUUCCAGCUUAAACCAACCACUUAAUUUCCCUAAUUACCAUCAUAAUUUAGCACCUAAUUACCAUCAUAAUAUUCCAAACUCAUCCUCUUCUUCUUCACUAAUACCUUAUAACCUUUCCAUGAUAAGAAACAACAUCCUUAAUUCUAGUGAUCCUAAUUCACAAGGGAACAUAGUACUUGAUCUCACCAAGAAUAUUUCUAAUAACCAUCAAUUCCCCUUUGCAAGUUCUUCUUCAAAUUCUCAUGAAAUGGGCCAUUCUAAUUGGAUGCCUAAAUUGCCUAAUUAUGAAGGGAACAGCCUUUUAGCUGGUCCUAAAUUACAAGGUGAACAUCAUUAUAGUCAUAAUAAUAAUAAUAUUCCUCCUACGUUGGCUCAUGAUGAAAAUAUGAGUGCAAUUGCUGCUGAUCCUAAGUUUAGGGUUGCUGUGGCCGCUGCUAUUUCUUCACUCAUAAAUAAAGAUCAAAGCCAUUCAACUGGAGAGAGUAAUGGUGGCUCUAUUAAUAGGCACACAGAUUCUUGACACAUACAAGAUCGAAUAACACACAGAGGCGAAUUCAAGAUUAUGAAUUAUACUUUUAGGGUUGAUAUAAGCAUUAAACUCAUUGUAAUUUUUGAAUUAUAGUUCAAAUGUGUUAUGUAUUUGUUACAAUUUUAGUACUUCUUUUUUAAAAGUUCUAUGUUUUAGUAUCAGAAAAUACGGCGGUGAUUUGAUUGUUCCA
Capsicum annuum is the source of this 1796-nucleotide messenger RNA. RefSeq names its product probable WRKY transcription factor 9. Gene Ontology annotation, molecular function: sequence-specific DNA binding; DNA-binding transcription factor activity. The transcript has 5 exons. Gene Ontology annotation, biological process: regulation of DNA-templated transcription. The record is from RefSeq and is a predicted model, not a curated record. Bases 101 to 1597 code for a protein of 498 amino acids. NCBI's taxonomy places the organism in Eukaryota, Viridiplantae, Streptophyta, Magnoliopsida, Solanales, Solanaceae.